AUGACAGUAAUGAUGUUGGAGGACCUUUGGGUAGAGGACAUACUCUGUCGCGUUCCGGCCAUAUCUCUCAAGCGGUUGCGAUCUACUUGCAAGCAAUGGAACAAUUUAUUCAGCAAUAGCAGAUUCACUAGAAUGCACUUGGAGAAAGGCGCAAAGCAGUUUCUUGUUCUCAUGUUGAAGAACGGUAGAGUUUGCUCGAUGAGUGUCAAACUCCAUGGAACAAAACCAUAUGUAAUGGCCACAUGUGAACGUAGCCUAAUCGAUCCUGGUAGUUCAGUUCAAGAACAAAUCGUGAUCUCUCAUGUUUUUCACUGCGACGGCUUAUUGUUAUGCACCGAAAACGACUAUAUAAUGGUGGUUUGGAACCCCUACAAAAUAUUGAGUUAUGGUUACAACCAAGAUCAAUUCGAAAUAUAUGAUAUUAACUCAAACUCAUGGAGGACUCUUGAUGCCACUCCUAACUGCCAAUUAGUUUGUGAACAAAGCGGCGCGUCUUUGAAAGGGAAGACUUACUGGAUUGCUUCACAAGGAAAGGAGGAGAAACAUCCCGGCAUAUUCUUAGUCAGCUUUGAUUAUACUAGCGAAAAAUUUGAACGUCUUACGGGUCAGAUUCCUAUAGUUAUGGAUGAUCAAAAUGCUUCUCUAUCGGUCGUUAGAGAAGAGAAACUCGCCGUGUUGUUAAAACACGAAUAUACAUCAAAAGCUGAGGUAUGGCUGACAAAUAAGAUUGAUGAAACCAAAGCGAUAUCAUGGAGCAAGGUGUUUGCAUUGGAUUUGAGCCCUCACCUCGAAUAUUCGCAUGAUAUAAGUUUCUUGCUCUAUGAGGAGAAGAAAGUCCUCGUGAUGUGUGAUCAUUCCAGCUGCAAAAACAGGGUAUACAUUGUUGGAGAGGACAAUAGAUUCACACGACAGUCUUUUGGAGACGAAGAUGCUUGGCCUUUUCUGUUUAAUUAUGUUCCAAGCUUGACUCAAAUCCAGCAAGGUGCCUCCGGAGGCAAAAGAAAAAGAGGCGAAUAA
Molecule: messenger RNA, 1017 nt
Organism: Camelina sativa (false flax)
Lineage: Eukaryota; Viridiplantae; Streptophyta; Magnoliopsida; Brassicales; Brassicaceae
Source: RefSeq, a predicted model, not a curated record